This is a messenger RNA of Cynara cardunculus var. scolymus (artichoke), 796 nucleotides long. Its product is annotated as DNA-directed RNA polymerase I subunit RPA12-like. Gene Ontology annotation, biological process: DNA-templated transcription; termination of RNA polymerase I transcription. The coding region runs from base 194 to 565 and encodes 123 amino acids. Lineage: Eukaryota; Viridiplantae; Streptophyta; Magnoliopsida; Asterales; Asteraceae. Gene Ontology annotation, cellular component: RNA polymerase I complex. The record is from RefSeq and is a predicted model, not a curated record. The transcript is spliced from 6 exons. Gene Ontology annotation, molecular function: zinc ion binding; DNA-directed RNA polymerase activity; nucleic acid binding.
GGGAAGCGGGAUGUCAAUUAGGUAUAAUUUUCGGGAUUGUGUGUUUUACCUUCUCCCUGUAUCUGUUCUCUGUUAUUCUCCCUCCGCUAGACCUCCCUUGGCGCCGCCGCCGUCGCAACCGUCUGAAAGUUCACUUGUUUCUGCUGGUUGAUUCCGUAGCAUCGGAACUAAGCAGGAAUUUUGGUCAGAAAUCAUGGGUACUAAGAUGGAUAACGCACACCAGAGUGAUUUCAUGUUCUGUGAUAUUUGUGGAACGAUGCUUUCGUUUGAUUCCAGAAAUUAUAUUCGAUGCCCACUCUGCAAAUUCAAAAGGAAGGCCAUAGCUAUUGCUGGAAAAGAAAUAAAAUACACUGUGAGUGAAGAGCAAAUUAGAAGAGAGUUGGGGUUGUCAUCGAUCGAAAUUUCUGGAGAAAGAACAAGAUCAAUGGAUUAUAAUGUAAGAUGUCCAAAGUGCUCGAACAAGGGUGUAUACUAUCACACACAGCAGACCAGAUCUGCUGAUGAAGGUCAGACCAUGUUCUAUAAUUGCCCCAACUGUGGAUACAAUUUCACAGACAAUACAUGAAGAACCCAAUGUACCAAACCCCUCUCUUCAUUUCCUUUAGUUACCAUCAGCAAACCCAAAUUUUUCCCCAGCCGGCUUUUUGCUGUUGAUUUAAAUAGAUACCCAUUGUUUGUCUGCACAUACUCUCACUUGUAGCUUGUUCGCUUGUGGCUAAACACCCUCUUUAGGGGUUCCUAUCACUGUGUGGGAUCUACUGGUCCGCCGUCUUUUUCUACAUUUUAUCUUGUUACU